GAUUCUUCCUACUCCAGGUCAAUCACGACUGUCGGGGGAAGGGAAGCUCUCUAUAUUGAGCCCUGAUCAAACAUAUUAUAUAAUAAUCCCAUCUCCACCUCCACCUCCACCUACCCAUCCCUCCCCAAUGGCUUCCGACAUCCCCUACUACGACGUCCUCAUCCUCGGCGCUGGCUUCUCCGGCUGCAGUCUCCUGCACUACCUCCGCCGCGACGGCUUCAGCGUGCGCAUCUUUGAGAAAGCGCCCACCGUCGGCGGCACCUGGUACUGGAACCGCUACCCCGGCGCACGCGUCGACUCCGACGUUCCAAUCUACGAACUCAACAUCCCCGAGGUCUACGAGUCCUGGAGCUGGUCUUCUCGCUUCCCGGACUGGCAAGAGCUGCGCCAGUACUUCAAGCAUGUCGAUAAGGUGCUCGAGGUAUCAAAAGACACAGACUUCAACACCAACGUCACCGACGCCGUGUGGGACGAGGCAUCCCAGACCUGGACCGUCACCGCCGAGAACGGCAAGCGCGCGCGCGCAAGAUUCUUCCUCACCUGCAUUGGCUUCGCGUCCAAGAACUUCACCCCCGACUUCAAGGGCCUCAGCAAGUUCAAGGGCGAGGUGCACCAUUCCAACGAAUGGCCCGAGACCGGCGUCAACCUCGAAGGCCGUCGCAUCGGCCUCAUCGGCACUGGCUCGACCGGUGUGCAGAUCACCCAGGAAGCAGGCCCCGUCUGCAAAGAGCUCUUUGUCUUCCAGCGCACGCCCAACCUCUGUCUUCCCAUGCACCAGGCCUACCUCGACGAGUCCUCUCAGAGCGACAAGGCAGGCUACGACGCAAUCUAUCAAAAACGCCUCAACUCGUUCGGCGGCUUCCUGUUCGACUUUGUGAAGAAAAAAGCCACCGACGACACCCCCGGGCAGCGCGAAAAGUUCUACCAAGCGCUCUUCGACCACGGCGGCUUUGCCUUCUGGGUCGCAAACUACUACGACCUCUUCACCGAUCCCGAGUCCAACCGGCUCGCCUACGAGUUUUGGCAGCGCAAGGCGAGCGAGCGCAUCAAGGAUCCCAAAAAGGCCGCGAUCCUGGCACCGAAAGUCGCGCCUCAUCCGUUCGGCACCAAGCGUCCGUCGCUCGAGCAAAACUACUACGAGCAGUUCAACAAGCCGAACGUACACGUCGUCGACGUCAGCGCGGAGCCUAUCGCUGAGUUUACGGAGAAAGGGUUGCGUACCACUGACGGCGAAUACGAGUUCGACCUGCUCAUUCUCGCGACCGGCUUCGACGCCGUCACGGGUUCGUACAAGAACCUCAAGAUCAGGGGCGUCGGCGGCGUCGAGCUCAGCGAGAAGUGGGCGAAGCAGACGCAGACUUAUCUCGGCUUGACCGUCCACGACUUUCCAAAUUUGAUGUAUACCUACGGCCCGCAAGCGCCGACUGCGUUCUCUAACGGCCCGUCGUGUAUCCAGGUGCAGACCAAGUUCAUCGUCGACAUCAUCAACUACAUGCGCGACCACAACUACAGCUCCUUCAACGCGACCAGCGACGCCGAGACUGAGUACACGGACGAGAUCAACGAGGAGGUCACCAAGACUUUGUUCCCGUUGGCAAAGUCGUGGUACAUGGGUGCGAAUAUCCCGGGAAAGAAGAUCGAGAUGCUGAAUUAUAUCAAGGGGAUUCCUGCGUAUUCGAGCUUGUUGGACAGUGUUGAGGAGAACUGGAAGGGUGUUGCGUUUGCCAAUUGAUUUUCUUUCUUCUUCUAAUUUUAUCUUUUUUUGUUGUUAGUUGAUUUACGACAGGAAUACACAAACUAUUUGCUUUCUCU
Messenger RNA from Myxozyma melibiosi, 1812 nucleotides. RefSeq lists its product as uncharacterized. The transcript has a single exon. Lineage: Eukaryota; Fungi; Ascomycota; Lipomycetes; Lipomycetales; Lipomycetaceae. Gene Ontology annotation, molecular function: NADP binding; N,N-dimethylaniline monooxygenase activity; flavin adenine dinucleotide binding. Bases 128 to 1732 code for a protein of 534 amino acids. The record is from RefSeq and is a predicted model, not a curated record.